AUGUUUGGAUGGGCUAGUGCGCUGGGCCUCCCGUCAGUCGCGUCAGAUCCCGACAAGGAGCGGGCUCCGCCCCCUCCCCCGACACCCCUCGAUUUCCCCAUCUACAGAUUCCCCGCCGUCCCCGAGACGCCCUCAGAAGACUCCUUGCGAAACUUUCAACACGUCCUCGCCUCCAUCCGCCGUCCACAAGAUAUCACUCCGCAGAAAUUUCACGACCUCAACCUCGAGGUCGCGACAGACAUCCCUGUCUCCGAUAUCGUCCGGCACGACGGAGCAAAGACCGCACCCACACUACCAUGGGAAACUAACCUCGAGACUCCCUCGCUCGGCCAGGCGCCGCCAGCAGACGGGACUCCGGUCACCAUGGACAAUGAGAACCCAUAUCCGCCCAAGGAUAAAUACGAUCUGCUGGAGCAGGAGCUGCUGUUGGACAACGAUGACGCAUUUCGCGAGGUGGCCAGGCUUCCCCCUCGCGAAGGACGGAGCCGCGUACGCGUGACGCAGGCGAGAAAGUUCUGGACGGCGCUGGAACGCAUGUCGCAGUACUGGGACGACAGCGCGGACAACUACUUUGAGCGGCCCAAGUCGCCGGAACCCGAAGAGACGAAACCAGACGCCACGCCAAUGGACGUGGACACCCCCGCCACUGCAGAAGAACAACCGGGAGCACCACCUGCAGAGCCAGAACUCGUCAAGAAAUACACCGGCCGGCGCCUCGCCGCCGGCUCCGACAUGCCCGACGAUAUCCGCGAAGAGACUGUCCGCGCCCUGACCGAAAUGGCCGCAUGGCCCUUUGGCUGCCAGGCCUCCCUCCCCAUCGUCCCACCCCGCCUCCUCCUGGGUAAACUGCUCUUCCCCGUGCGUCAAACCUUUCAAGCCACACGCUCUCCGAAAGACCGCCAGCUCGCCCGCAACGGCAUGCUCGAGGGGCCGGUUUUCAUCGCGCAGUGUCGCCCGGAUACCUCCUUCCGCGGGCCGGAGGAGGCGCACGGCGCCGGACUGGGCGAUACAUGCGACCUCAUCCGCGAGGUUGCGGCGAUGAUCCUCGCCGCGCAGGAGCGUGCCCGCGAAGGGAUGACGGAGGUCAGGCCGGGCGAAGGACAGUGGUGGACGACGACGCCACGGUGGGGUGGUGCGCCGAACGAUUCUAUCGGCGAUAGCCCGCGCGUUACAAACGAGCAGGAGGAGGAGGCAGCUGCGGCGGCUGCUGCUGGAGGCCACGAGCGCAAACGAUCGCGGGGGGGCCUGCGACGGCCGGGUCUGCCGAGGAAGAUGAGCAGUAGCGAGAAAUGGAGGCUCGUUCAGCCUGGUUCGAGUCUUUGGGAUAGACGCAUGCGGUAUAUACAGAUUGGCAAGGACAAGGACAGUCCGUUUGAUGAUAUCUACCUCCUCUCCUCAAUCAACCACCACCUCUCCAUCCUCCACCUCCGUAUCCACCGGCGCUACCUCGAUCUUCUGACAAUGGGAACCAGCGACGUACCUGGAGACUCACCAGCAGAACAGCCCUGGCACGUUCUGAAAGUCCGCCGGACGCGAUGGUACGACCUCUUUGACGCGCAAGACCGAGUCGAAGUGUUCCGCGGCAUCUGGACGCUUUUCCACUGCCAGUUACGGCACUUCUAG
Messenger RNA from Aspergillus calidoustus, 1623 nucleotides. The record is from the annotation of a GenBank genome assembly. NCBI's taxonomy places the organism in Eukaryota, Fungi, Ascomycota, Eurotiomycetes, Eurotiales, Aspergillaceae.